ACUAUUUUCUUAAAGAGACUUCCUCCACUGCCAGAGAUCUUGAAUAGCCUCUUGGUCUUAAGGUUGAAGUGUGGUUCAGGGCCAGUGCAUAUUAGUGGACAGCACAUAGUAGCUGUGGAGGAAGAUGCAGAGUCAGAAGAUGAAGAGGAGGAGGAUGUGAAACUCUUAAGUAUAUCUGGAAAGCGGUCUGCCCCUGGAGGUGGUAGCAAGGUUCCACAGAAAAAAGUAAAACUUGCUGCUGAUGAAGAUGAUGAUGAUGAUGAUGAAGAUGAUGAUGAUGAUGAUGAUUUUGAUGAUGAGGACGCUGAAGAAAAAGCACCAGUGAAGAAAUCUGUACGAGAUACUCCAGCCAAAAAUGCACAAAGGUCAAAUCAGAAUGGAAAAGACUCAAAACCAUCAUCAACACCAAGAUCAAAAGGACAAGAAUCCUUCAAAAAACAGGAAAAAACUCCUAAAACACCAAAAGGACCUAGUUCUGUAGAAGAUAUUAAAGCAGGAUGUUUUACUUCUAAACCUAAGCUGAGUAAAGAGAAUCUCUUUUCUGGUCUGAGAACUACAGGGUAUGAGUCUCCAGGGGAACCAUUUUGUGACAGUGAGGCUAUCAUGCAGAGAGCAGCAUGA
Chlorocebus sabaeus (green monkey) is the source of this 621-nucleotide messenger RNA. The record is from RefSeq and is a predicted model, not a curated record. Lineage: Eukaryota; Metazoa; Chordata; Mammalia; Primates; Cercopithecidae.